Molecule: messenger RNA, 10322 nt
Organism: Acanthopagrus latus (yellowfin seabream)
Lineage: Eukaryota; Metazoa; Chordata; Actinopteri; Spariformes; Sparidae
Gene: aspm
Product: assembly factor for spindle microtubules
Exons: 26
Coding region: 212-10171 (3319 amino acids)
Biological process (GO): mitotic cell cycle; establishment of meiotic spindle localization; spindle organization
Cellular component (GO): spindle pole
Molecular function (GO): protein binding
Source: RefSeq, a predicted model, not a curated record
AUGAAACAACACACUGAAUUUCAAACUGUCCUCAUGUUGUUGAAGGACGCGUGUGUUUAACGUUUGCUAGUUGGCUAGCAUUAGGGCAGAGCCAGCGGUAGUAAGCAGUCAGCACAAGUAGCGGAGAUGAAUUGCUGGAUGUUUGAAUAACAUGUAAGUGAUGUCGUCUGUUAAACUAAUGCUCGUCUAAAAAUAAUAAUACAAAAUUAAGAUGACGGAAACGAUAGCGUCAACGCGGAGAGGAUUUCUGGACUUCAGUCCGGUGAGGAGAGAAGACGGCAACAAGGAGAAUGACGUUCCGACGCUGAGUUUGAUCCAGUUUUCAAAGGCUCCUUUUGUGACAUUUGGAACCGUGAAGUUGGGAACUUCCAAGUCGGCUGUUUUGCUGAUUGAGAACCCAACAGAGGAGGUGGACGCGGAGGUUACUGUUGAGAAGAUCCCCUCGAGUAAAGGCUUUUCUGUGGACCACAGCACGUUCACCAUCCAGCCUGAGGGUUCUUUCAGUCUGACGGUGACCUGGACUCCAACAGAAGAAGGGGGAAUUAGAGAGCUCAUCAUCUUUAAUGCCAAUGGCGUCCUCAAGCACCAGGCUGUCAUGCUGGGGAGAGCAGAGGCACCGAAAAAGAAAAAGAAAAGCUUAUGGGACACAAUCAAAAACAAAAGGGAGGGUGAAAGAGUUGCUGCACCAAGGAGGAUCAAAACGGAUCAACCGCUGAAGAUGGCAGCCAACAAAACCUUCCAAGUGUCCCGAAAGCAGCAGUACAACCGGGAGAAGGCUCGCAGUCCGCUUGCUUCUCUCAAUGAGGGCAAAACUGUCAGAGAGAGGUCCCUCACCAAGCGCAGUGCCACUGACGAUUUCCCUCCGACGACAGAGGAGCAGAGGAACUUGAUCUCCACCCAGUGCACACUGUCUCUGGCCUGGUCGGAGCAGGAGAAUGUCCACCAUGUUCAGAAGAAUUCUCCUCUUGUUCUACUCGUCCCCGCUGGAAAGCCGACAGACUCUGGCAACGUGUCCGGCAGCCCAGAUGCUUCUGCGACCAGACCUGAAAACGUGAAUCUUACCAAAGUGCUCAACAGGACGCUGUCGCCCAUCGGGACACCAGAGAGAUUUAAGAAGCUCAUGCCUCACAUUCAGUCAGAUAGCCCACUUUCUGCAGCUGUAAAGUCUGCAGCCGUCGCUGAUGGUGCCGACAGUGUGUUACCAGGAACCCCACUUCUAUCUUUGAAGGAUGCACUGGCCAUCAUUGACUCUGAUCUGUCCCAUAUUACCACCAGUCCUGGAGACACUAGUUCAAGCUGUGGCUUUUCAGAUUCACUGGAAUCCAAGAGUGGGAAUCAUGGCUGUGGACCUGAGGGAAACGCCCUCAAAGCUUUUCCUGUCAGCCCACAGGGACCCGACCCCAAUGAGCCCAGACUUACCUUCUUUGUCAGCAAAACGGCUGUCGAUUCAGAGUCCGAUAAGGCGACGGUGAGGGUAAAAAAGCCCUCGUUUACAUCUGCCACGGUGACCAAGACCAAAGCACCAGUGGAGGUAAAGUGUUUGAGCGGAAGGAAAAUGAAGAAGUCAAGGCGGAGGCUGUUGGAUAGAACGCUCGAGCUGUCUGAUGGCAGCAGUCAGUGUGAGUCUGCUCCGGGCACUCCAGUCCUUCCUGUUAUAGACCCAGACACACCAACCAAGGCCAACUCCCUUUGCGGGGAUGGACAUCAAGUCCAGGAGUUUGUCUCCUCCAGCCCGGCAGCUCCACGACUCGGCGGCUCACCUACACCCGUCACCUUCCCUGUCACCUCCCCUCCACCCGUGGCUUCUGGUCGCUUCUCUUUCCCAGCCACUCCCUCACCUCCCGCAGCUGCUGCUCCCAUCCCUUUUGCGAUCACCUGUCUGUCACCCGUGGGCUCGUCUUCUCUUCGCCUCAGCCUCACAUCAGAACCAAAUAUGUGGGAGCUGCCUUCAGCUGUGUCAGCACCGCUGUCCCCUCAACAAGACUCGUUCCCUAUUCAAAUGGCGGUGAAGAGCAAGAAGAGGAAGAGUGAGGAGUAUUUGAAAAGUGACGGGAAGGUUGAUGUAGCGGGGAAGACGGAGCGUGUCAAAAGGAGCAGGGUGGUUGCUGGAAAAACCGAGGCGUCAAGAUCAGUCCAGGAGAGGAGAAGUGCAUCACAGAGGCAACCGACGAGAGCAGCAGGCUCGGUGCGCUCCAUGGCUACAUCAUCAGUAAAGACGGCGCGGUCUGUGGUUCCUGCCCAGGCAAAGCAAUCGAGCUCCAAACUCACCUCUCGAGGUGCCCAGUCUCUUAAGUCAUCAGGUGCUUCAUCUGUGAAGGCGGCAAAAAUUGUCGCUGUAGCGCAGUCAAAGCUGACCUUUGUCAAACCAGUGCAAACAGCCAUACCGAGACACCCGAUGCCGUUCGCUGCAAAGAACAUGUUCUAUGAUGAGAGGUGGAUUGAGAAGCUGGAGCGGGGAUUCACAUGGUGGAUCAACCACGUCCUCACCCCGGAUGAAUUUAAAGUGAACACAGAAGUCGCUAAAGUGAAUGCUGUGUCCAUCGUCCUGGGCAGCGAUGACAAGUUCAAUGUGCCCAAAGCUCCCACCAAAGAGGAAAUGUCUUUCAGCACCUACACGGCUCGACGGAAGCUAAACCGCCUGCGCCGCUCCGCCUGCCAGCUGUUCACAUCUGAUGCCAUGGUCAAGGCUAUUCAGAGGCUCGAACUGGAGGUGGAGGCCAAGAGGCUGCUCGUGCGAAAAGACCGCCAUCUUUGGAAAGACAUAGGUGAACGUCGAAAAGUCCUCAACUGGCUUCUUUCAUACAAUCCGCUGUGGUUACGGAUUGGGCUUGAGACAAUCUACGGGGAGAUGAUCUCACUGGAGAGCAACAGUGACGCUGUGGGUCUGGCUAUGUUCAUCCUGCAGCGGCUGCUCUGGAACCCAGACAUCGCCGCUGAGUACAGACACGCCAAAGUGCCUAACCUUUACAAAGACGGCCACGAGGAGGCGCUGUCUCGCUUCACUCUGAAGAAGCUGCUCCUGCUGGUGUGUUUCCUGGACAAAGCCAAAGAGUCUCGGCUGAUCGAGCACAACCCCUGUCUGUUCUGCUUGGAUGCAGAGUUCAAGACAAGUAAAGACCUGCUCCUGGCCUUCUCCAGGGACUUCCUGAGCGGAGAGGGGAUCCUCCCCCGGCACCUCGGAUAUCUCGGGUUACCCGUCUCUCACGUGCAGACGCCCCUUGAUGAGUUCAACUUCGCUGUGAAGAAUUUGGCAGUUGACUUGAAGUGCGGCAUUCGUCUAGUCCGUGUGAUGGAGCUCCUCAUCCAGGAUUGGAGUUUGUCGGCCAAGCUCCGCCUGCCAGCCAUCAGCCGCCUGCAAAAGGUCCACAACGUUGACAUCGCUUUGCAAGUGCUCAAAAGCAAAGGAGUCGACCUCAAAGACGAACGCGGCUCUGUCAUUGAUUCCAGAGACAUAGUGGAUGGACACAGAGAGAAGACCCUGAGCCUCUUAUGGAAAAUCAUCUUUGCCUUUCACCUGGAGGUGAUUUUGGACGGGGAUCAGCUGAGAGAGGAAAUUGGCUUUCUGAAGAGAACCAUAAGCACCAAGCGGCGGUUGGCGUCGCUGAGGGCGGAUCGGGGCCUUCAGCCAAGUCCUGCAAAGACCAGGGUGCCAUAUGAACACAGCAGCACCAAGAUCACCCUGCUGAUGGACUGGGUCCGAGCUGUGUGUGACUUCUACAAUCUGAAGGUGGAGAACUUCACUGUGGCCUUCUCGGAUGGCCGUGUCCUGUGCUACCUUAUCCACCACUACCACCCUGGUCUCCUGCCAGAGGAGGCUGUCAGUCAUGGCACCACUCAGACUGUGGAGUGCUCGCCGAGGGGCCGCCUGGAGCUCAACUGCUCAGCCAGCGACUCUGACAGCUCCUUUGACACUUUGCCAACAGGCCUGAAUGGGCCAGAUUCUCCAUCAGUGGAAUUUAAAGUGCUACUGGAGAAUGAGAAGAACAACUUCAGGCUGGUCAACACGGCUGUGUCUUUCCUGGGCGGAGUUCCUGCCAUGAUCAACCCGGCCGACAUGUCCAACACCAUCCCCAAUGAGAAGGUUGUGAUGUCAUACCUGUCCUUCCUGUGUGCUCGUCUUCUGGACCUACGUAAUGAAACCAGAGCAGCUCGGGUCAUACAGGGCGCCUGGAGGAAAUACAGACUAAAGAAAGAUCUACAGCUCUACAAGGAAAGAAACAUGGCUGCUGGGAAAAUCCAGUUAGUUGUGAGGAGCUUUCUCCAGAGGCGCAGAGCUAAGAGAUGGAAUCAAGCUGCCGUCACCAUCCAGACGGUAUGGAGAGGUUACGCAGCCCGCAACAGGCUGAGGCUGAAAAAAGAGGCUCAGCUUAGGGCUCAGCAGCACGAGGCUGCCACUGUCAUCCAGGCUCAGUGGAGGAUGUUUUCAAGCAUGAGAACUUACCAACGGCUCAGAUACUACGCCAUUGUAGUCCAAGCACAGUGGCGAAUGAGGAGGGCGGCCUCUGCCUAUGGAAGAAUGUACUGGGCGGCAACCGUCAUUCAGAAGCACUUGCGAGCCAGGGCUCUUGCAAGAAGAGACCGGGAGCAUUACCUCUCCCUUAGAGCUGCAGUGGUGAAAAUACAAAGAGGGUUCAGAAGAUGGAAAACCCAGAAAAUGGAGAGGGAAAACAGUGCUGCCAAAGUGAUACAAGCUGUGUUUAGGAAAUGGCAUGAGGCAAAAAUGGCUGAUAAAACUGCGGCUGCUUUAAGGAUUCAGUCCUGGUAUAGAAUGCAGCGGUGCCUCCAUCAGUACAGAAAGAUCAAAACAAGUGCUGUGCUUAUUCAAGCACAAUACAGAGGUCAUGCACAGAGGCGCUGCUUUCGGAUGUCGAAGCUACAGAACCACUCGGCUGUUGCCAUUCAGAGAGCCUUCAGAGGGCAUGCCGUCAGAAAACAGGUGGAAAAGAUGAGAUGUGCUGCCGUCAUAAUCCAGCGUUGGUUCAGGGCAUCUCUGCAAAGAGACAUUGAAAGGCAAAUGUUCUUGAGGACAAGAUGUGCUGCUGUUACCAUACAGGCAGCUUAUCGCGGAAAAGUGGCCCGGAAAUCCCUGGAGACACGGCGCAAGGCAGCCACGGUGAUCCAGGCAGCAUUUAGGAAGCGUGCUGCCCGGAGGCGCUACCUUCUCUUGAGAAAGGCUGCCGCUGUGAUUCAGCACAAGUACAGAGCCACGAUUUUGGCUCGUGAGACAAAGAAGGAUUAUGAUGCUCUUAGGAAUGCUGCGCUCAUUCUACAAGCCAUCUGGAGAGGCAGAGCUGACAGGAAGAGGAUAGAGAAGUGGCAUCAGUGUGCAGCCCUGAUACAGGCUUACUACCGCCGGCACAAAGCACAAGGAGAGUACAGGUUAAAGAAGGCAGCUGCAAGAGUCAUACAGCAUCACUACAGAUCUUAUGUGAUCGCAAAGGAGAAGAGGGCAGCAUACCUGCACAUGAGAAAAGCCUGCGUUACUCUCCAAGCUGGAUUCAGAGGCAUGACGGUUAGGACAGAGCUAAAGAAAAAACACUGUGCAGCAACUAUCAUCCAGUCUACAGUUAGGAUGUUUUUAUGUAGGAAAAGAUAUUUUCUCCUACAAAGUGCUGUGAUUGUUAUCCAGAGCCGAUACAGAGCCCUUGUGGUCGGCAGGGCACAACAAAAUGAAUACAAUAGGCUAAAGCUGGCUGUCAUAAAGAUGCAAGCUGUCUACCGAGGGUUUAGAGCGAGAGAGGACCUGAAGAAGAAGCACAGUGCUGCCAGAGCAAUCCAAGCUCAGUUCAGGAUGCACAGAAUACGUAUGGCUUAUCUUGCCACCAAAUGUGCCGCCAUCAUUAUUCAGGAGCGCUACAGGGCCAAAAUGCUCAGGGAUCAACAGAUGCAGCAGUACAGGACAAUGAAAUCUGCAGCUGUUUAUAUCCAGGCAGCAUAUCGUGGCCACAGGGCCAGGAGGAAGAUUGCAGAGAUGCACCAAGCUGCCACAGUCAUUCAGAGAAAGUUUCUCACCUUUCAGGAGAGGAAGGGGUUCCUAGCCAUCAAGGCAGCAGCUUUGGUUUGUCAGCAGCGGUACAGACAAGCCUUCCUGGCAAGAAAAGACCGUUUGGACUAUCUGUCAAAGCGCAGGGCAGUCAUUUGCCUGCAGGCAGCCUACAGAGGAUAUGAGGUCAGAAAGCAGUUGCAUAUCCAACAUGCAGCAGCAGUAAAAAUUCAGGCUCACUUCCGAAUGUACCGGCAGAGAACCUACUACAAGAAGCUCAGCUGGGCUGCCAGUGUAUUGCAAACAUGCUACAGAGCUAACAAGAAGAUGAGAGAGGAGAUGCAUGCCCUGAGUGCCAAGAGGAAAGCUGCUGUUGUGCUACAGGCUGCGUAUCGUGGAAUGAAAUCCAGAAGAAUCGUCAGACAAAGUCAUCAGGCUGCCAGUGUGAUCCAGAGAGCUUACAGAGCACACUGUGAACACAAGCAGUAUCUCGCCUUGAAAUCCUCCGUCCUCACCAUCCAGCGGAGGUAUCGGGCCACUGUAGCGGCAAAAGAACAAAUGCAAGAAUACCAAAAGCUGCGCAGAGCUGCAGUCAUCCUUCAGACAGCAUACAGAGGGCAGCAGGUCAGAAAGGAAGUUGCUCGAUGGCAUCAAGCUGCCACAGUGAUCCAGUCUGCAUUCAGAGGGCACAGAGAGGAAGUGAAAUUCCAGGCCAUGCGUCUGUCUGCCAUCAUCAUCCAGAGACACUAUCGCUCCUGUGUUCUUCAGAGGCAAGAAAGGGAGAAGUUCCUGAGAGUGAGACACUCUGCCAUCAUUCUUCAAGCAGCUUUCAGAGGUCAUCAUGUGAGGACCAACCUUGCAAAGAUGCACAGGGCAGCUACUGUCAUACAAGCAGUCUUCAAGAGGUAUAAGCAACAGUCAGCCUUCAGGAAACAACAAUGGGCAGCAUGUGUCUUACAGCAGAGGUUUAGAGCUCAGAGACGGAGAAAUAUUGAGAUAAAACGAUACCAACAGUGCAGAAAAGCUGCUGUUGUGCUACAGGCUGCGUAUCGUGGAAUGAAAUCCAGAAGAAUCGUCAGACAAAGUCAUCAGGCUGCCAGUGUGAUCCAGAGAGCUUACAGAGCACACUGUGAACACAAGCAGUAUCUCGCCUUGAAAUCCUCCGUCCUCACCAUCCAGCGGAGGUAUCGAGCCACUGUAGCGGCAAAAGAACAAAUGCAAGAAUACCAAAAGCUGCGCAGAGCUGCAGUCAUCCUUCAGACAGCAUACAGAGGGCAGCAGGUCAGAAAGGAAGUUGCUCGUCAACAUCAAGCCGCCACAGUGAUCCAGUCUGCAUUCAGAGGACACAGAGAGGAAGUGAAAUUCCAGGCCAUGCGUCUGUCUGCCAUCAUCAUCCAGAGACACUAUCGCUCCUGUGUUCUUCAGAGGCAAGAAAGGGAGAAGUUCCUGAAAAUGAAACAAUCCACCGUCCUCCUCCAGGCAGCGUUCAGAGGUCAUCAUGUGAGGACAAACAUCACCAAAAUGCACAGGGCAGCUACUGUCAUACAAGCAGUCUUCAAGAGGUAUAAGCAACAAUCAGCCUUCAGGAAACAACAAUGGGCAGCAUGUGUCUUACAGCAGAGGUUUAGAGCUCAGAGACAGAGAAAUAUUGAGAUAAAACGAUACCAACAGUGCAGAAAAGCUGCUGUUGUGCUACAGGCUGCGUAUCGUGGAAUGAAAUCCAGAAGAAUCGUCAGACAAAGUCAUCAGGCUGCCAGUGUGAUCCAGAGAGCUUACAGAGCACACUGUGAACACAAGCAGUAUCUCGCCUUGAAAUCCUCCGUCCUCACCAUCCAGCGGAGGUAUCGAGCCACUGUAGCGGCAAAAGAACAAAUGCAAGAAUACCAAAAGCUGCGCAGAGCUGCAGUCAUCCUUCAGACAGCAUACAGAGGGCAGCAGGUCAGAAAGGAAGUUGCUCGAUGGCAUCAAGCUGCCACAGUGAUCCAGUCUGCAUUCAGAGGACACAGAGAGGAAGUGAAAUUCCAGGCCAUGCGUCUGUCUGCCAUCAUCAUCCAGAGACACUAUCGCUCCUGUGUUCUUCAGAGGCAAGAAAGGGAGAAGUUCCUGAGAGUGAGACACUCUGCCAUCAUUCUUCAGGCAGCGUUCAGAGGUCAUCAUGUGAGGACCAAUCUUGCAAAGAUGCACAGGGCAGCUACUGUCAUACAAGCAGUCUUCAAGAGGUAUAAGCAACAAUCAGCCUUCAGGAAACAACAAUGGGCAGCAUGUGUCUUACAGCAGAGGUUUAGAGCUCAGAGACAGAGAAAUGUUGAGAAACAACAAUAUAAAGGGGUUAGGAAAGCUGUCAUUAAUCUACAGGCUGCAUAUCGUGGAAUGAAAUCCAGAAGAAUCGUCAGACAAAGUCAUCAGGCUGCCAGUGUGAUCCAGAGAGCUUACAGAGCACACUGUGAACACAAGCGGUAUCUGAAAUUGAAAUCAUCCAUCCGUACCAUUCAGCAAAGGUAUCGUGCUAAUGUUGCAGCUAAAGACCAAAGAAAACAUUACCUGGAAAUGCGCAGUGCAGCCGUCAGGAUUCAGACAGCAUACAGAGGGCAGCAGGUCAGAAAGGAAGUUGCUCGAUGGCAUCAAGCUGCCACAGUGAUCCAGUCUGCAUUCAGAGGACACAGAGAGGAAGUGAAAUUCCAGGCCAUGCGUCUGUCUGCCAUCAUCAUCCAGAGACACUAUCGCUCCUGUGUUCUUCAGAGGCAAGAAAGGGAGAAGUUCCUGAAAAUGAAACAAUCCACCGUCCUCCUCCAGGCAGCGUUCAGAGGCUGGUGUGUCAGGAGGGACGUUAGCCGACAAAAUCACGCUGCCACUGUGAUCCAGUCGCGAUGGAGAUGCUCAGCACAUAGGCGUGUCUUCCAAAAGAAGAGGGCGGCAGCCGUGAAGCUUCAGCGGAGGGUUCGGGCAGCGCAGCUGAGCAGGUUGGAGAGGAACAACUUCACCCAGAUGAGGCAGGCGGCUGUCACGCUUCAGAGGCACUGCCGAGCAUGGAUUGCAAGACGACAGAUACUAGAGGCAGCCAAAGCAGAGAGGAGGCUCCGUUUUACGUCGGCAGUCUACCACCAUCUCAGUGCCAUAAAGAUCCAAAGAGCGCUAAGAGCCCACUGGGCUUUGGAGUCGGCCAAAAGACAGAUCCAUUCUGUCAUCACCAUACAGCGAUGGGUGAGAGCGAGGCAGCAGAGGAGACGGUAUCUGGAGGACAGGAGGAAGGUGGUUAUAGCCCAGCGAGCAGGCAAGCGCUGGUUAGCCCGUCGCCACAAGGCUGCGACUGUCAUCCAGCAGACCGUCCGGGAAUUCCUCCAACGCAGGCGCCAGGAGAGAGUUCAAAGGGGAAUUGUCAAAGCUCAGGCUCUGUGGAGAGGACAUCGCUCCCGCCGACUGAACGACAAUCCCAAGGUGUUGAAGCUGAGACACCGCUUACGAAAGGUCUCAGCUGAGGUCCGGGAGGAGGACAAACUGUGCAACAAGACGUCGUCUGCCCUGGACUACCUCCUUCGAUACAAACACUUCUCCUACAUUCUGGAGGCCCUGAAAAACCUUGAGACCGCCACCAGGCUGUCCCCAGAGUGCUGCGAGCGCCUGGUAGAGAGCGGAGCCACCAACGUCAUCUUUACACUCAUCCGCUGCUGCAACCGGAGCGUCCCCUGCAUGGACGUCAUCACCUACUCCAUCCAGAUCCUCCUCAACCUGUCCAAGUACCACAAGACGAUCGAUGCGGUGUAUCUGGUGGAAAACUCUGUGGAAACGUUGCUGGACCUGCUGCAGAGAUAUCGGGAGAAGGCAGGGGAUAAAGUGGCAGAAAAGGGCGGCAGCAUCUUCACCAAGGCCUGCUUCCUUCUUGCGCUGCUCCUGCAAGACAAGCACCGUGCUGUGGAGGUUAUGAAGCUACCCAAGGUCUUGGAUAGGAUCCGCAGUAUUUACCGGCUCACCGCUCGCAAACACAAGAUGGACGCAGAAAGAACUGUGAUCAAACAGAAGAUGAACGCGUCGAUCAACGGGAGCUUCUUCGUUCAAGCUACGCCUCGCAAAACCCGCCCCGUGCCAAAGUUUGCACCGGACUGGGUUCUCAGAAAGGACAAGCUAAAAGAUAUUGUGGACCCUCUCAGGGCGAUUCAAAUGGUGGCAAACACACUCUCCAUUGUGUUGUAAAUAGACCCGCUUUUUAUUUGUCAUCUCAUCUUUCUGCUUCAGAAAGUAUUCUUUUAUGUAUUGUUUAAAGUCGUUCUUUUUUUUUUUUACCUGUGCAUUUCCAUUUUGUCAUGUUGUGUAUAUAUUAAAAUGGAUUUGUUUCUUUAACAUG